This is a messenger RNA of Bubalus bubalis (water buffalo), 6656 nucleotides long. It is a transcript of the gene APBA1, whose product is annotated as amyloid beta precursor protein binding family A member 1. Gene Ontology annotation, biological process: chemical synaptic transmission. Gene Ontology annotation, molecular function: protein binding; amyloid-beta binding. NCBI's taxonomy places the organism in Eukaryota, Metazoa, Chordata, Mammalia, Artiodactyla, Bovidae. Gene Ontology annotation, cellular component: plasma membrane; dendritic spine; cytoplasm. The transcript has 15 exons. The record is from RefSeq and is a predicted model, not a curated record. Bases 325 to 3024 code for a protein of 899 amino acids.
UCAGUGUUUUAAGUGCAGUUGUCCGAACGCUGGCCUCUAGGGAAAAGGUGUUUCCCAGUCAGACAAGUUGGGUAACCCCUGCAUCCUGUAUCUUCCUCCACUUGCAUAUUCACAAGGAAAGUCAACUUAAGUCAGCAUCUCCCAAACUUAGUUGAGCAGGGAGCCUUUUUACUCUGCGUAAUAGCUGUUAACAUCCUGCUGCAGGCAAUGAGUCCAGUCUCAUGGUGGAGGUUCAGAAAAUUAAACCACUUAACGCCGGGUGGAGCAAAAUGAGAGCGCAGUGAGCCGGCCCAGCCUCUCUCCCAGCCGUCCCCGACGCCCACCAUGAACCACUUGGAGGGGGCAGCGGAGGUGGAGGUGACGGACGAGGCGGCAGGCGGGGAGGUGAACGAGUCGGUGGAGGCCGACCUGGAACACCCCGAAGUGGAGGAGGAGCAGCAGCAGCAGCAGCACUAUGCGGGUCGCCCCCGGCGCCGGCGCGCCGUCGAGGACCCUCGCGCCCAGCCUGGGCAGCAGCAGCAGCAGGAAGAAGAUGAGCAUGGGGAGUGCCUGGCGCGCUCGGCUAGCACGGAGAGCGGCUUCCACAACCACACGGACACGGCCGAGGGCGACGUGAUCGCCGCGGCCCGCGACGGCUACGACGCCGAGCGCACUCAGGACCCCGACGACGAGAGCGCGUACGCUGUGCAGUACCGGCCCGAGGCCGAGGAGUACACGGAGCAGGCGGAGGCUGAGCACGCCGAGGCCACGCACCGCCGCGCGCUGCCCAACCACCUGCACUUCCACUCGCUGGAGCACGAGGAGGCCAUGAACGCGGCCUACUCGGGCUAUGUCUACACGCACCGGCUCUUCCACCGCGGCGAGGACGAGCCCUACGCCGAGCCCUACGCCGACUACGGGGGCCUCCAGGAGCACGUGUACGAGGAGAUUGGGGACGCGCCCGAGCUGGACGCGCGCGACGGUCUGCGGCUGUACGAGCAGGAGCGCGACGAGGCGGCCGCCUACCGCCAGGAGGCUCUGGGCGCACGGCUGCACCACUAUGACGAGCGCUCCGACGGGGAGUCCGACAGCCCGGAGAAGGAGGCAGAGUUCGCGCCCUACCCCCGCAUGGACAGCUACGAGCAGGAGGAGGACAUCGACCAGAUCGUGGCCGAGGUCAAGCAGAGCAUGAGUUCGCAAAGCCUCGACAAGGCGGCCGAGGACAUGCCCGAGGCCGAGCAGGACCUGGAGCGCGCCCCCACCCCGGGCGGGGGCCGCCCCGACAGCCCCGGGCUGCAAGCGCCGGGAGGGCCGCAGCGGGCCGCAGGCGGUGAGGCGGUGCAGCGGUACAGCAAGGAGAAGAGGGAUGCUAUCUCCCUGGCCAUCAAGGACAUCAAGGAGGCCAUCGAGGAGGUGAAAACCAGGACCAUCCGUUCGCCUUACACCCCCGACGAGCCCAAAGAGCCCAUCUGGGUCAUGCGCCAGGACAUUAGUCCCACCAGGGAUUGUGACGACCAGAGGCCGGUGGAUGGCGAUUCCCCAUCUCCGGGCAGUUCCUCACCCCUGGGUGCAGAGUCUUUGAGCACACCCCUUCAUCCUGGUGACCCCGCGGAAGCCUCCACAAAUAAAGAGUCAAGAAAAAGCUUGGCUUCAUUCCCAACCUACGUUGAAGUUCCUGGACCUUGUGACCCCGAGGACUUGAUUGAUGGAAUCAUUUUUGCUGCUAAUUACCUUGGCUCCACCCAGCUGCUCUCAGACAAAACUCCCUCCAAAAACGUGCGAAUGAUGCAGGCCCAGGAAGCAGUAAGCAGGAUCAAGAUGGCCCAGAAAUUAGCCAAAAGCAGGAAGAAGGCUCCUGAAGGUGAAUCUCAGCCAAUGACCGAGGUGGAUCUCUUCAUUUCUACCCAGAGAAUCAAAGUAUUGAACGCCGACACACAGGAAACGAUGAUGGACCACCCUCUGAGGACCAUUUCCUACAUCGCAGAUAUCGGGAACAUAGUUGUGCUGAUGGCCCGCAGGCGGAUGCCCCGCUCCAACUCCCAGGAGAACGUGGAAGCCUCCCACCCAUCCCAGGAUGGAAAAAGGCAGUACAAGAUGAUCUGCCAUGUCUUCGAGUCUGAAGAUGCCCAGCUGAUUGCACAGUCCAUCGGGCAGGCCUUCAGCGUGGCCUACCAGGAGUUCCUCAGGGCCAAUGGGAUUAACCCUGAAGAUCUCAGCCAGAAGGAGUACAGCGACCUGCUCAACACCCAGGACAUGUACAACGACGACCUCAUCCACUUCUCCAAGUCAGAAAACUGCAAAGAUGUCUUCAUAGAGAAGCAGAAAGGGGAAAUCCUAGGUGUGGUGAUUGUGGAGUCUGGCUGGGGAUCCAUCUUGCCAACUGUGAUCAUAGCCAACAUGAUGCAUGGAGGCCCGGCAGAGAAGUCAGGGAAGCUGAAUAUUGGGGACCAGAUCAUGUCCAUCAAUGGCACCAGCCUGGUGGGCCUGCCUCUGUCGACCUGCCAGAGCAUCAUUAAGAACAGGGCCUCUGAACACAAGCUGAGCGGUCUGUGUACCCAGCCUUUCUUCCUGCAUGCCGCGAUUGAAGCGGGCUGGAAAGCACCUGCUGUAGCCAUUCGUUCUGGACCAGAGGGCAGGUUAACAGAGUUUCGCCUGGAUUGUCCAGCUCGGGCACCGUCCGGCUGGACGAGGGGCACUGCGAGAGCUGACCAGGGCUUGAAGAAUCAGGCCCGGGUGAAGCUGAAUAUCGUGAGGUGUCCCCCGGUGACCACCGUGCUGAUCAGGAGACCAGACCUUCGCUACCAGCUGGGGUUCAGCGUCCAGAAUGGAAUUAUCUGCAGCCUCAUGCGAGGGGGAAUAGCAGAGAGAGGAGGCGUCCGUGUGGGACACCGCAUCAUUGAAAUCAACGGGCAGAGCGUGGUGGCCACCCCACACGAGAAGAUCGUCCACAUCCUCUCCAAUGCCGUGGGGGAGAUCCACAUGAAGACGAUGCCGGCUGCCAUGUACAGACUGCUGACAGCCCAGGAGCAGCCCGUCUACAUCUGAGGCCGCGCCCCGCGGUGGCAUGCAUGGAGGCCUCUCCUCACUUGUGGUUGUGUUUCUCGUGCUGCAUCUGUGUGCCCAUUGAGACCUUCCCCUCUCACGCCCAGCACUCGGUUUGACACGGAGGAAGAGAAUCCGCAGCGACCUCCCUCUCUCUCUCUCUCUGGUUUGCUUUGUUUGUUUUAAAUGCCAGGGAAGUUUUGUAUACACUCUUGUGAGGCUGGAGAGCAGGUCAAAGCCACCCAGAGUCUGCCGAGGACCUUCCUGAAGGGCCCUUGCGGGAGGGGGGCCUGAGGAGGGUUGUCACCACCCCGCACCCUCCCUUUUCAAGAGGUGCAGACCUCUUCGGAGGAGCCCCUAGGGACAGUGAAGAAGCCGAUUCCGCAGUGCCUACGAUCCAAUGGCUGAUCUCUGCUCUCUUCCAGUCAGUUCAUGCGAAUAUGGUAGUAAUGGGGGGGCCGGCCCACCAUGUACUUGGGGCAUCAUACGCCAUUUCCUCCCAGAAUUUCUGAGCCAACCUUAUGCCUCUUCUUUAGCCAGUUUUAGUUUCAACAUAAUUGUAUUUUCUAAUGUGAACCUUUUCACCCCGGGAUAGAAAGGGAACUACUGGGACGCGGAUACCCAUGCAGAGAACUGGGCGAUUCCCAAGGUUACCAACUGUUAGAUAAACACAGGCAGGUACUUCUGCCUUCUUCUACACCACACAUACGUACACACGUCUCACUUGCAUAUAUUCCACCCUGCCCUCCUGCCCGCCACCAGUGAGGCACCCAGAGCCCCUGGAAAACCCACAUGUUCUCUCUGUGAGGCCCCUUCCCCCACAGGUGAGGGCCGCGGGGGCCGGUGAGCCCUGUCCAGAGAGAGACAGCCCUCUGAGGCUGAGGUCCAGCCCUGCCGGCAGCUCCUUGGCUCAGGGGGUUCUGGUGGACUCCCAUGCACCUCCCCCCACCCAACACACACACCUCCCACACACACUGGGAGUCUGGACAGGAUGGACUGCUCCCCUUGAAGAUGAGGAACCUGAUGUGAUCGUGUUACGCUUCCUGGUCCAAGGUGAGACCGGCCUUCUUCUAUUCUCAGGGCCACGAGGCAGGAUGUGACAUUUGAGAGGCCAGCGCGGUACACAGACCACCAGACUAAGGGGACAGUCGGGACCUCAUGCGAUGCCUAAGAAUCCCCAGAUGAAUUCCAAAAACAUCUUGCUGCCUCGGGGGCCUGAAAAAGCUUUUACUUGGUGUGGAAUGUUACGUGUUCUCAUCAGGUGCCUCACGUCCGUGGGUUUCGUUCGUCUCAGUUCGGUGCAGAUGUUUUUGUAAUACCAUGAUUCUGAGCCAGUUUUCACUUACUCUUGGUCCAAAGAGCACUUUUGUUUUCAUGUGGGUGGGGUGUGGCUUCGUUUGGUUUUCGUUUUGUUCCGUUUGUGACCUCAACAGAGACAGGGUAAGAGAAACUAUUUUGUGAUACUAUUAUAGUCCCUGUUCUCAACAUCUGGGCUAUUUAUGUUGUGUCUGUGGAAAUAGCAACCUGGUGAGCACAUGUUGGGUGGUAUGGAUUUAUACCUCGAACAGAGGGAUUUCAGGGAGGGAGAAAGUGAAUGAGAAAAGACUGGGAACAAGAGACUUCUGCCAGAGAGGUGGUGCAGUCUGGGAUCUCUGUGCUGAGUUUUCUGCUUAGGUAGGAAAGCCAGGUGCUUCAGUGGCGUUAGUGGCUGGACUCCCAGUGUGACCGUGGGUCAGACCCUGCCAACGAGGGGCUAUGCUACCCACACAUCCCCCCUGGGAUGGGGCUGCCCCUUCUCCAAGGGUUCAGGGUGGGCAGUAUGGGACCCCUGGACAACUUUUGAGGACAAUUAGCUGAAUGUUGCUAAGUUGCUGCUAAGUAGGAGACCAGCCCCAAGGCUAACCCCCUGCGAACAUGAGGAGCCACGAACCUCAGUACCCUUUACCAAACUGUAGUGUCUGAUGACAUACAAUUAAAUACUAAAGAGUCCUGAGUUCACCUUUGCCAGAGAGAAUGGAUAAAACAGGAAUGCAGCAUUCUGGGUGGUAUUUGGAUAUAACCGGAGAGAGGCUCGUGCCGUCUGCCCCCACGCCCAUUCAGAGGCAUCGGUGAUCGGCCACUGGCCAGGAAUCCCGCCAGCACAUCCCUGUGCAGCCCCCCACGUCAUUACAAUGCAGCGUCUUCACCCAAAGCAGAGGAGGAGGCAGGCUACACUUUCUAUUGCUACUGUACAAAAAUCUAGAAAGUCUGAUGGGUGUUUUUGCCAGUUUGGUAAACUGUCCUAGGAGACUAAUGUUUUAGUAUAAGAUUAUUCCACCACAUACCUUUGUAUCAAUAAGAGUGGCUCCUCACUCCCGGAUAGCCAGAUCUCUAGCUUGGUGGAGGUUCAGUCAGCUGUAGUGUAUUCUUACCGGCCUGGCUGCCUGAGGGGAGUCAGCCCAUCUUCAGAAGUUAACCAGGAGGCAGGAUCUUAACAGUAACUCUUAACAGUAACUCCGUUUGCGAAGUCUCACGGGAAGUAAUGGCCUGUUUCCCUCUGACAUCCCAGUAUAUAUAGUUACAUAUGUAAAUAUCUAAAAACCCCAUGCAAUGGUGAAGACUGUGUACAGAGCAGCCUUCCCAAACGUGGCCCUAGGCAAAAAGCCACUCUUGCCACUUGGCUUGGAUGUGCUGGUGACUCAGCUUUGGGAAUAGAUUCCCAGAUCCAUCUACUCUUCCUGGUCCAGCCAGGAUGCGCCAGAACCUGCCCUGCCUCUGCCUUCUCAAAUGUGACCAUUUCAGGGAGCCACCCUCAGCCUUGGGUUCACGAGAGGAUGAAGCCCCCAGAGACCAGUAGCUGGAGCCUGCUCCCCUAGGCCUGGAGCCCAUCACGGGGCGCUGGACUCUGAGUCCCUGCAUCCGGGUCUGCUUUCCCAACAUUGCCCAUCAGCCCCGGCCUCAGAGAGUCCCAGAGUAACCUACUACCUCCCCAUCGCUCCCGCUAUCCCGGUCACACCCACCACCCCGUCUGCACGCAGAUGAGACCCGCCCCCCAGCCCAGCAGUGAGGCUGUUACCAAUGUUUACAAUUAGGGGCACCUCCUCUGAGGCGUGUUUACUCCCCCACUCCCAGGGCCACUUGCUGGUCUGAGUUUCAUGUCCGUCUGCCCCUUCCCUGGUUGAGGCCGACUUGAACACACAACCCUGAUCUUACGUCCCGACCCUCCAUCCGUCAAGGCCAUGGUGAGGACUGUGUGGGAAGGAUAUUCCUUGUACAUACUCAGCACAGCCCCUAGAGUUUGGACUUGUACUAUUGUUCUGUAAAGAGGGUGAAAUAGAGCUUAUUGUAAAGCGUUGGGAGAAGUAUAGUAUUGUAUUUGUAACAAUAUGGUUCUUUGUAUACACAAAACUCAAUCUCUAUAUAUAAUUAUAAAUAUAUAUAAAUAAGAUAUAUAUACACGUGAGCCUGGAAUGUUGAUGCCGCACACCCACUGAAUGUAUUUCCCCUGACAGUCUGGUCACUGGACUGGCCCACCCUCCCCUCCUCCGUACUGUUUUGGGGGUUGUGAUGUAUUUAAUGUGUUCUCUUCCUUUAUUUAACUGAACGCUAAUGUCUGUAAGAGCUGCCACAACAAUAAACAAGAACGUCACCUCUUG